Messenger RNA from Chrysochloris asiatica (Cape golden mole), 1734 nucleotides. RefSeq names its product v-rel avian reticuloendotheliosis viral oncogene homolog B (gene RELB). The transcript is spliced from 12 exons. NCBI's taxonomy places the organism in Eukaryota, Metazoa, Chordata, Mammalia, Afrosoricida, Chrysochloridae. Gene Ontology annotation, molecular function: RNA polymerase II cis-regulatory region sequence-specific DNA binding; DNA-binding transcription factor activity, RNA polymerase II-specific. Gene Ontology annotation, cellular component: cytoplasm. Gene Ontology annotation, biological process: response to cytokine; innate immune response; inflammatory response. The record is from RefSeq and is a predicted model, not a curated record. Bases 1 to 1734 code for a protein of 577 amino acids.
AUGCUCCGGACCGGGCCCGCCUCCGGAUCAUCGGUCCCCGCCGGCAGGGCCAUGCCGAGCCGCCGCACCGCCAGACAGCCCGCCGAGCCGGAGCUGGGGGCGUUGGAACCUGCUAACCUUUCCUCGCUCUCAUUGGCCGUGUCCAGGACCACAGAUGAAUUGGAGAUUAUUGACGAGUACAUCAAGGAGAACGGCUUCGCCCUGGAUGGGGUGCCUGCUGGCCUGGGUGAGGGGCCGAGCCUGGUGUCACGUGGGGCGGCCUCCCUGAGCACCGUGACCCUGGGCCCCCCACCCCCGGCCACGCCGCCACCCUGGGGCUGCCACCUGGGCCGCCUCCUGCCCACUGCCCCAGGCCCGGGCCCUCGGCCACAUCUGAUCAUCACUGAGCAGCCCAAGCAGCGGGGCAUGCGCUUCCGCUACGAGUGCGAGGGCCGCUCGGCCGGCAGCAUCCUGGGAGAGAGCAGUACGGAGGCCAGCAAGACGCUGCCUGCGGUCGAGCUCCGGGAGUGUGGCGGGCUGCGGGAGGUGGAGGUGACAGCGUGCCUGGUAUGGAAGGACUGGCCUCACCGAGUCCACCCCCACAGCCUCGUGGGUAAAGACUGCACAGAUGGUGUCUGCAGGGUGCGGCUCCGGCCUCACGUCAGCCCCCGGCACAGCUUUAACAACUUGGGCAUCCAGUGUGUGAGGAAGAAAGAAAUUGAAACUGCCAUUGAGCGCAAGAUCCAACUGGGCAUCGACCCUUACAACGCCGGGUCCUUGAAGAACCAUCAAGAAGUGGACAUGAAUGUCGUGAGAAUCUGCUUCCAGGCCUCAUAUCGAGAUCCGCAGGGACAGAUGCGACGGAUGGAUCCUGUGCUCUCGGAGCCUGUCUAUGACAAGAAGUCCACAAACACGUCAGAGCUGCGGAUCUGCCGGAUCAACAAGGAGAGCGGACCUUGCACGGGUGGCGAGGAGUUGUACCUGCUGUGUGACAAGGUGCAGAAAGAGGACAUAUCGGUGGUAUUCAGCACAGCCUCCUGGGAAGGCCGAGCCGACUUCUCCCAGGCCGACGUGCACCGCCAGAUAGCCAUUGUGUUCAAGACGCCACCCUACGAGGACCUAGAGAUUGCUGAGCCUGUGACUGUCAACGUCUUCCUGCAGCGACUCACUGAUGGUGUCUGCAGCGAGCCACUGCCCUUCACCUACCUGCCUCGGGACCACGACAGCUACGGCGUGGACAAGAAGCGGAAACGAGGAAUGCCCGAUGUUCUGGGCGAGCUGAACAGCUCUGACCCCCACUGCAUAGAGAGCAAACGACGGAAGAAAAAACCGGCUUUCCUGGACCAGUUCCUGCCCUGCCAUGGCUCAGGCCCCUUCCUCCCGCCGUCAGCCCUGCUGCCCGACACGGACUUCUUCCCUGGCCCCGUGUCCUUGCCAGGCCUGGAGCCCCCUGGCGGGCCGGAACUCCUGGACGACAGCUUUGCCUAUGACUCCACGGCGCCCACGCUCUUCACCAUGCUGGACCUGCUGCCCCCGGCGCCGCCGCUCGCCAGCGCUGUCCCCGGUAGCGGGGGCGCGGGCGCCGCGGUCGGGGAGCCCCCUGGCCCUGAGCUGCUGACGCUGGACUCAUACCAGGCCUCGGGCCCUGGGGACGGAGGCACUGCUAGCCUCGUGGGCAGCAACAUGUUUCCAAACCAGUACCGCGAGGCGGCCUUCGGGGGCGGCCUUCUGUCUCCCGGACCUGAGGCCACGUAG